GGUUGGGGGUGGAAAAGGAGACAAUCGUGUUGGAAACGACGAUGAGAGAGGGAUGGACAGUGACGAUGUUGUCGUGUUUGUUAGUGUCUCUGUUACUGUUAUUCCCGACGGUCAAAGCGGCACCUCGUGCGAUGCUAAAUCGGUUGUCUGGGAAUGGAAGCGGCAAUUAUCUGACGAAUGAAGAACUGUGGUUCUCUCAGACACUCGACCACUUCUCUCCCUAUGAUCAUUGCAAUUUCCAGCAACGUUACUAUGAGUACCUUGACUAUUUUCGGGCUCCGGAUGGACCAAUUUUUUUGGUAAUCUGUGGUGAAAGUUCAUGCAAUGGGAUAAAAAAUGACUAUAUUAGUGUUCUGGCAAAGAAGUUCCAAGCAGCUGUGGUUUCUCUUGAGCAUCGCUAUUAUGGAAAGAGUUCUCCAUUUAAAGCUCUGACAACAGAAAAUUUGAGAUAUCUUUCAUCCAAGCAGGCACUCUUUGAUUUGGCUAUUUUUCGCCAGAAUUACCAGGAUUCCUUAAAUGCAAAGCUUAAUAGAACAAAAUCUGAAAAUCCCUGGUUUGUUUUUGGUGUCUCAUAUUCUGGAGCACUGAGUGCAUGGUUCCGUCUUAAGUUUCCCCAUUUAUCAUGUGGAAGUCUUGCAAGUUCUGCAGUUGUUCUUGCUAUUUACAACUUCACAGAAUUUGAUCAGCAGAUUGGUGAGUCAGCAGGUGUUGAAUGUAAAACAGCGUUACAACAAACCACUCAACUUAUUGAACAAAAACUGGGAAUCGAUGGGAAGGCAUUGAAGGCUUCUUUUAAUGCAGCUGAUCUUGUAAUUGAUGGUGACUUCAUGUAUUUUUUGGCUGAUGCUGCUGUUACAGCGUUUCAAUAUGGAAAUCCAGAUAUAUUAUGCAAGCCUCUUGUUGAAGCAAAGAAAGCUGGAGAGGAUUUGGUGGAUGCUUAUGCCAAAUUUGUCAAGGAGUAUUACCUUGGAACCUCUGGUGUUAAUGUACAAAGUUAUAACCAGAAGUACUUAAAAAACACUGCUGUCAGUGAAAACAGUUCUGAUAGACUAUGGUGGUUUCAAGUUUGCACUGAAUUUGCAUACUUUCAGGUGGCUCCAUCAAAUGAUAGUAUACGGUCCUCAAAAGUUGACACUAGAUAUCAUUUGGACCUUUGCAAAAAUGUCUUUGGAAAGGGCAUCUUUCCUGAUGUUGAUGCAACUAACAUAUACUAUGGAGGCACAAAAAUUGCAGGUUCCAAAAUAGUAUUUACAAAUGGCUCACAGGAUCCUUGGCGUCAUGCAUCAAAACAAAUUUCAUCCCCUGAUAUGCCUUCGUACACUAUGACAUGCUAUAAUUGUGGCCAUGGAACUGACAUGCGAGGAUGUCCUCAAUCUCCCUUUAAUAUUGAAGGUAACGACAAGAACUGCACAUCCCCUGAUGCAGUUCACAAAGUUAGGCAAAAGAUCAUUGAGCAUAUGGACUUGUGGCUAUCUCAGUGCCAGGACCAGGACACGGGCAGGAAUUGUAUCUGAUUAUGAGUUGCAUGAUGUACGGCAACAACUUACCCUUGAUUUCUAUUACAACUUACUCCACGAUGUAUAUUGUUUUGAAUCACCUUUGUGUAAACUAACCAAAUAACAGUCAAAACGUAUUUGUACAAAGAAUACCAUUUCAUGCAAUAUACAUAUUCUAUCGAGUUGUAUAUAGCAUGUCUAUGCCAUCGCCAGAUAAAAGCUUACC
Messenger RNA from Gastrolobium bilobum, 1722 nucleotides. RefSeq names its product probable serine protease EDA2. The transcript is spliced from 12 exons. Gene Ontology annotation, biological process: proteolysis. The coding region runs from base 42 to 1514 and encodes 490 amino acids. Gene Ontology annotation, molecular function: dipeptidyl-peptidase activity; serine-type exopeptidase activity. The record is from RefSeq and is a predicted model, not a curated record. Gene Ontology annotation, cellular component: vacuole. Lineage: Eukaryota; Viridiplantae; Streptophyta; Magnoliopsida; Fabales; Fabaceae.